Messenger RNA from Dermacentor silvarum, 2573 nucleotides. RefSeq names its product alpha-N-acetylglucosaminidase-like. The record is from RefSeq and is a predicted model, not a curated record. Lineage: Eukaryota; Metazoa; Arthropoda; Arachnida; Ixodida; Ixodidae.
CUGGCAGGGUGGUGUCUCGGUGACGUCAUGACCACGCCACAGCACACACGUCGCUGUGCACUGGCCUUUCCGCAGGCGAUGCGUUCCGCGCGAAGUCGUCCUCCGUGGCCGAUCAGCAAGCCACCGUGGAGGGCCUGCUGCGACGGCUCGUUCCCCAGUGGGAGUCCCAAAUCACGUUGCACGUCUUCCAGGGAGCCAAGGAACAGCGACAGGACAUGUUCGUGGUGGAGACGUUCAACAACAGCGUGUCCAUAACGGGAUCGAGCGGCGUAGCGGUGGCCACAGGUCUUUACUACUACCUGAAGAAGUUCUGCAAUGUUCACGUGUCCUGGUCGGGCACGCAGACAGACUGCCUCGGGAAACCGCCUCUGGUUCCGAAGCCAAUCGUGGUCAAGCUCAACGGAAGGUUCCGCUACUAUCAGAAUGUUUGCACGGCCAGUUACUCCAUGGUCUGGUGGAACUGGACACGCUGGGAGCAGGAAAUCGACUGGAUGGCGCUGAAUGGCAUCAAUCUGCCGCUGGCCUUCACGGGGCAGGAAGAGAUCUGGAAGAGGACAUUCUUGAAACUUGGUCUAAAGCAGGCCGAGAUCGAUGGAUUCUUUUCUGGCCCAGCAUUCUUGGCGUGGCAAAGGAUGGGAAACUUCCGCGGUUUUGGCGGUCCACUUCCGGAAUCGUGGCAUGUGCAACAGGUGGCGCUGCAGCACCGCAUACUGCGAAGGAUGCGGGACUUCGGCAUGACACCCGUGCUGCCAGCGUUUGCUGGACACGUUCCACGAGCAGUGGAAAAGCUCCAUGGUCCGUUCCUUGCCUGGAAAGCAAAUGACUCCACUAUGGUCGGGACCGGCUUGACACCAGAAGGUAUCAAUCAGAAUGAUGUGAUGUUUGAGUUCAUGAAUGAGAAUGCCUGGAGAUCGUCGCCCGUCAAUGUCAGUGAAUGGAUAGAAAACUAUGCAUUAAGAAGGUAUGGCAAGGAGAACGCCAACGCCACUUCUGCAUGGAGACGCCUUGCGGAAAGCGUUUAUGACUUGAAUCCAGCCACUCUUUUAAAGGAUCAUGGCCAGUACACACUUGUGGUGCGACCGUCACUUCACCUCAAGAAUAAGACUUGGUAUGAUCCAGCUGAUGUUUAUGCAGCGUGGAGAGAUCUCCUGAACGCUGCCACGGAUUCCGAAAUUGCAGCACAAGAAACGUUUAGGUACGAUCUUGUUGAUGUGACACGCCAGUCUCUCCAGCUGCUUAUUGACAACAUUUACGUGGAAAUUAGGAACUGCUUUUGGAAGAAAACGAAGAGCGCUUUUGGGAGGCUAGCUGUGCUCAUGACAGAGCUGUUUAACGACCUCGAAACCUUGCUGGCGUCUGAUCCGCACUUCCUUCUUGGAACGUGGCUACGUGAUGCACGAAGUUGGGGAAUGACAGAACAGGAAUCCGAUAUAUACGAGUACAACGCACGUAACCAGAUCACACUUUGGGGCCCGAAAGGCGAGAUCCUAGACUAUGCUGCCAAGCAGUGGUCAGGGCUUGUGCAAAGUUACUACAUGCCACGAUGGGAGCUGUUCCUGAAAUCUCUGUGGCAGAGUCUUGAAGAGCAGCGUCCUUUCAACGAUACGCUGUUUGAAGAGCAGGUUUUCAAGCGUGUUGAAGAGCCAUUCACGUUGAGGCAAGGAGCAUACCCCACAUGGCCGCAAGGUGAAUCCAUCGCCAUCAGUAAAACGCUGCACAGGAAGUACGGGCCCAUGCUGUUUUGAAAUCAUCCAGGAGAAAAAGAGCCAUCGUGCGCCUCAGUUAACGACCAACUGCAACAAAAAUCUGAUCCGUGCAUAAAUUAAGCCUUGUUUCUGGGUUACUCUAUAGAAAACAUACCUUCGGACCAGGUUUUACGCUCGUCACUCAGUAUGUCACGGAAAGCUCGCAAAAAUUGUCAUUUUUAAUACAGAAGCGCAAAGUCGCCGCCAUCACCGCUCACCGGAAAUGAAUGAUGCAGAACCCAAAACGUCAGUAUACCGAAGCCCGUCCAGGCGCAACAACGAGAUCAGCACGCAUGCGCGGUCCUCGGAUCUGCACCAUAUCCGCUUGCUGCCAGGUAAUGUUGUCGUCUGCUAAUAGACCUAUUUCUAAGCUCCCGAGAAGUUGGGAGGGUACCAGCCUGGCGGCUUUGCCAAGGGAACCUACAAUUGCAUAUACACUACUCGCAUAUAACCAAUCCAGCAAAUCUCAAAUUUCGUUGCAGUUGGGUCUUUAACACCACGUGAUCACCUCCCUAUAGUACAAGUAAUCUUGAUUUGAUUUCGUGCGCGGUAUGCACCGCCGGUAUGCAAGUGAAAGACUGCAUUUGCGAAGUCGCAUUUCAAACGUUUUCAGAUAAGUGUGCCAUCGAGAGCAACCAAUGUCAGCAUCGGUGCUGACAUUGGGUUAACCGAGUUCUGCUCUUCACAAAUCAAAAAAAGACUCUGCCAUCGCAUUUCGCAAGUUUGCUCUUCUAUCUUUAUCUUCUCUGUCUAUUAGCGUGUAAAGUGCAGUGUAAUAAACUGAAAAGUGAACUGUAAUAAACUUCUCAAAUUUAACUUUAUCAGGUG